GCAGAGGAAGCAAGCGCCUCCAGGAUGUCGGAAUGUUGUUUUAUCGUGUGAUGUGUCCAGCCGCAGGUAGUUUCUUAACUUAUUUCGGUGUAGUUUCGUGCGAGAGAGUUUAGUCUUCUGUAUGGUGGUUUUAAAAUUGAGUUUAGACUUGUUUUUGUGUCGGUCUGCUUAACAUUGUGGUCAGGGCAGCUGACAUUAUCUCAGCCUUUGGUCGGGCGGUGUUUCUAAAGGUCCGGAGGGUAAAAACUUUGAAUCUGAAAUGUUCAUUGGAAAAGCGAAUUGCGCUCUAUAUUAUUUACGUUUUUAACUUCUGCUCACCGUGUGUCGAGCUGCAGCUAGCCUAAUUUGUUUGAAGUUUAAAUACGCUUGAUAAGCUCAUAAUUACCGGCUUCAGCUGUCUCUUAACAUUAUCAAUCAGUUCAUUUGUGCGUGUUUUUAACGCAAAGUCGAAUAUUUAGCUUCCGAACUAGUGGACUGUUCGGCGACCCAAUGUUUCAUAUUCCAGUUGUGGGUAGUUCCCAGCUCCUCCAUGGUUUUUUCAUCAUCUAAUGGAAGAAAAAGCAUCCAUUGGACCUGCCAUGGUGUCCAGAUUGCCUAAAUUUGGUGGACGACCCUCAGGAGGUGGCWCUAGCCCUCUCUGCAAUGGUUCUGCACAGCCAAAUGCACCUCAGGAAGGCAAGACUACAACUGCAGGAACACAUCAAAAUGGCAUGGUCCGCUCCUCCCCCUUCUCCUUGAAAUGGAAGAGAGAGGAACAAAUAAAAUCUUCUAACUCUGUCGCAGCUACUAAUCCURGAGAAAGCAGYGAAGACAAUAUUCAGUGUCAGUUCCCUUCAUUGGUUAAAGAGGUAAAGAUUACCUCUCCAUCAACCCCUAAGUUGUGCAAGACAGGUUCUUUGAUGAUGGCUGUCUCCAGCCCCAAAGCCAUUCCUAAGCAACCCCUAAAGUUGAGUACGAAAGGAGGAACUAAAAUAGGUCAAAGCUCACUAAAUGGGGUUACUAAAAUUCCCAGUAAUGGCUCCAGCAUUCCUGCUCGAAUAGGACCAGACCUGCGCCCUAUCCGACCAAUGUUAGGCACAAGCUCGCCCAGAAGUGCUUCCCAAGACAGUCUGUCCCAGUCUAAUGAAAGCUUGAAGAUAUUGACAGUGGACAAUAUAGUGCGUUCAAACAGCUUCACUCACUUCAAGCAGAUUCCCUCACCGACUAAUGAGCCUAUGACAAGGUCCUUCUCCUUUAAUCGGGCUGUGGAGCUAGCUAAGCCCCUGGCCAACACUCAGCUCCGACCCCCUCGUAGUAGUUUCCUCAAACCUCCACAGGCAAGCAAUGGAAGACUAGGUUUAGGAAUAAAUGGCAGCCUUGGAGGUUCAGGUUGUCAAGGGGGAGGAAUUGGAGGUCUUCAGUACAGCAGAAGUUCCCCCUGCUUUCUGCCCAACUCUUCAAUUUCUCCAGCACCAAAUACUCCUCAAUCUUUGAAGAAGCYGUUGCUACCCAGUUCUGUAUUAGCUAAAUCACUGGACAACAACGCAGGAUCUUUGGGUUCCAGACUGACUCGAUUUGGACAGAACAAACAGCAGAAGUCUAUUGUUCCAGAUAGGGUCAAAGACGGUAUCAAAUCUUUAGGUUUCUCUAAAUGUGAAGGGCCUUUAAGGAYGGAAAAAAACAGUGAACCAAAAGAAGACUCUCCCAUUGAAAGUGACGUGAGUUCUGGAAAUGAAAUUCCCAAUGGAGGAGAAAAUGGUGUGCACGGGCAGAGCURUACCGAAGAGACUUCAGAAGACAUGUCCUUAUCUUCGGUCUCAUCAAUAGACAGAGGUGAUGCCGUUGAAGAGUUUCUCAAUGACUUUGACUGCAUUGAAGAUGUGUGCAAUGAUGGGGAUUUGCCUAAUAAUCAGAAAACUGACAGCACUAUUCAACCUAUUGCAUACAGCUUUUACAAUGAGACCAGUGACUGGGAGUCUAAACAAAUUACUGAACAUAAAGAAGAAAGCCCUAAGCAGGACUCUCAAGGAUCAUUGAUGUCUCCAGUGCAGGGUGAUGCCCUCCAGGCCUCAUCUAUUGAAAUGUCUCCCUCCAACAGCUCUGGCGGGACUUACAUGUGGGAUGAAGAAGGUCUUGAGCCCCUUGGGAUGCAUGAGACUCCAUUAGACAGCUAYGAUGACUCAGAGCUCAACAGCAUGGAUAUCCUGAACAACCUGACCCCUUCAGAAACCGAAGUUCUGGAUGAAAAUGACCUAAUGUUGGAUGUGGAUCUCCCAGACGACGGCUUACACGACUUUGAAAGAAUGUCCCACAUUGAGCGACCAGAACGAGCCAACCGGCAAGGACAGCGUYGUAAACAACACCGCUGGAGUGGUUCGGAUCACUUUCACGGUGAUGGCAGGGCAUAUGUCUUCCAGAAUUAUGAUGGCUUCAGGGGUUCAAAAGCCUCUUCACGGUUUGUCCCGUCUGAAGCCAGGCAGCGAGGCUACACACCGAUGCUGGAUGAACUCACACUCGGACACAUGAAUCAGGACUGCAGCUUGCUCAAGAAUCAGCUGCUCCAGCUCAAAAUGUUACUAGAGCUUGAGGAAACAGACUCUUCAACAGAUGUUUUUGAGCAGUCUGAAGACAAUACCACUGUGUCACAGAUGGAGGUGCUGAUUAAGGAAGUAGAGGUGCUCAGAGAGGAGCUGAAGAACCGAGACAAGACUAUUGCUCAGCUCACACUGCAGUGUCAGCAGCUACAACAACAUCCACCAGAACAACUGCCUUAUCCAGGACGUCAGGUCAGGUGUCAGUGCCACCACCAGAGGGCUCCUGCUUUGCUACGAAAGAGUGACAGGCCAAUGGACAAACGAAUGCAACACUAUGAUAAGGCUACCCAGACAUACUGGAGACCACCGAGCCAUGCUGUGUCACCAUUUGCUUUAGGGACAACAAAAGCAGACCAGCAUUACCUAAGAGGUGCGCCGCCCACCCCCUUUCUGUCCCCUUGGCAAGCACAGCACCAGGGUUUGACCCGUACCAGCAUGCCACAGCGCAGACACACCUCAAAUACUACAGCCUUUCAACCCCCAUCCCAGCGAGCACCCCCGCCAGGAAAGACUAAUAAAAACUCCCCCCACCGAGGACCACAGUGAGCUCACAAGGACUAGAUCAGGGAAAGCAACUUGUACAGAUGAUGACCGUCCUCUUGAAGCUACUAAGGUAGAGGUGUCCGUGGCAGCCGGAUUUGACAAGCUGAGUCAUCUUCUCGGGACGGAUCGUGCCUCGGUUCCUGCGCUCCACAGGGGAUAACUGGCAGAGACAGUCCAGCGUCAGCAUCUCAGUCUGCAGCACAGCAUGGGUGGAGAGCCCCUUGCUGAGAUGCUGCAGAAAUAGUUCGCUACAAGAUCUGCUGGGUUGACUGGCCCYGGCGUGCCGCAGUCUUCUCGCCUUCACAAGUGCAUCCAAACCAGGGGGCACUGGUGGCUUACCUUCAGAGGCCUUUCCCUGCUUUGACGCCGGAGCCAAGGUUCAAGCUCCUCCACUGUUAGCCUCUCAAAACAUCUGAGCUCRGCAGAGAUUUAAUGUUGUGACAGCCCGAUCACGAGUCAACCAAAUACCUUUAUUCCUUUGAGUCWUUCAUGCCUCCCUAAACCAAAGAUUCCCUAAGGAGUUAAAAUCUACCCACCACACUAAAACUAUUAUCACACUGUCAUUGGCAUCCAUCCCCUUCUUCUUCAAGCCACAGUAAUGGUGGGCUUGUUUGCUCGUUUGAGUGUCAAACAAAGAAUUCAGAGCUCAUUAACUAAUUUGGACCAUUCAGACUGUUUGUCGGCGUCAUCCCUUUUGACUGCUGUACAGUAUUGUUUCUAAAUUGGCUGCCCAAGCUUGUACACAAAACACGUUUGGUAAUAGAUCAAAAUGUAGCAGAAAUGUCCUCACAGCAGUUCUGAGUAAUAUACGACAGUUUUCAGGUUAA
Messenger RNA from Austrofundulus limnaeus, 3943 nucleotides. RefSeq names its product coiled-coil serine-rich protein 2a (gene ccser2a). Gene Ontology annotation, molecular function: microtubule binding. Gene Ontology annotation, biological process: microtubule bundle formation. The transcript has 12 exons. The record is from RefSeq and is a predicted model, not a curated record. Gene Ontology annotation, cellular component: microtubule cytoskeleton. NCBI's taxonomy places the organism in Eukaryota, Metazoa, Chordata, Actinopteri, Cyprinodontiformes, Rivulidae. The coding region runs from base 549 to 3119 and encodes 856 amino acids.